Messenger RNA from Eucalyptus grandis, 1032 nucleotides. Its product is annotated as ankyrin repeat-containing protein BDA1-like. The transcript is spliced from 3 exons. Lineage: Eukaryota; Viridiplantae; Streptophyta; Magnoliopsida; Myrtales; Myrtaceae. The record is from RefSeq and is a predicted model, not a curated record. Bases 1 to 1032 code for a protein of 343 amino acids. Gene Ontology annotation, molecular function: protein binding.
AUGUCAUCGAUCACAAGCCCAAGAAGAAGGUCGCCAUCCGUGCCGUUGCAUCAGCAAGCUUCCUUAACAUCUGAAAGAACGCGCCGUGAGAAGAGGCUCUAUGAAGCGUCGCUUGGCGGGUGCGUCGAGUCGUUAGCUCAGUUGCUGCAAGAAGACCGACUCAUCCUGGCUCGGGCUUCUGUCACUUGCUUCGAUGAGACACCAUUGCAUGUGGCCUGCAUGCUCGGUCAUGUACCUUUUGCCAAGGCUCUUUUGGCUCAUAAAAGGGAUUUGGCUAUGGAGUUGGACUCGCAGGGACGUACGCCUCUUCACUGGGCAUCUGCAAACGGAUACGUUGAAAUAGCGAGGGAAUUGUUACAAUCAAACCCCCUUGCAUGCCUUGUCCAUGACGAAGAUGGGUGGACCCCACUUCAUCUAGCCACAAUGAAGGGCCGAAGCAACAUUGUGAUAGAGCUGGUGAAGGCGAGACCGGAGGUAGCUGAGCAUAGGUUGAGCCACGGCCAAACUGCUCUCCAUUUGGGAGUGAGUCAUAAUCGUUUGGAGGCUCUUAAAGUCUUGGUGGAGACGAUGAGAGAUGGUGAUUUGGUGAAAGCUCAGGAUGAUGAGGGUAAUACCAUUUUGCAUUUGGCCACAGCAAACAAGCAAAUAGAGACAGUGAAAUAUCUGCUUCAAAUAAGAGAAGUGGACAUGAACACAAUGAAUAGAAAUGGCUUCUCUGCUCUGGAUAUAGUGGAAUAUUUUCCAAAGGAUUUCAAAGUCAUUGAAUUGAGAGAACUGUUAGUACAUGCUGGAGCUCUAAGAGCCAUAAGAUUCCCUGCAUCGACAACUCACCAAGUAGUUGUUGAUAACAGAAAUGAGGAGAAUUCAACUGUUGUAGUUGACCUAGCAUCUGCAGCACUUCCCUCCACCAAUACUCCUCCAUUAGAGGCGGUUCCGCCACCAUCUUUCUCUGGGAAAAUCAGGAAGCAGAAGGGAGACAAACACGAGAAAUGGAUCAAGAAGAAGCGCGAUUCUCUAAUGGUAAUGCUUUAG